AUGUCUCGUGACGUAAGAGUCGCCUUUAUAAGAUGCUGGAUAUCGGAGCAGAGCGCACUUUACGCUCCACUCUUCAUCUUGCGGGAGUCUCCACUGUGCGCGCGGAUUACAACUCAUCCAAAAAGUGGUGACUUGGACAUGACAGACUCCCACAAAUAUAAAACAACAGUUAGGAAAGGGUGGUCUCGUGAUGAAGUGUGAUGAAUAAUGACAGCUUUGCCAAAACUACUCACGCGUCCAAAGAAACUGGUGCGCGCAAUGACAUGCUGAUUAUGGAGAGAGGACGCGCGGUGGUAACAGGUGGCACUUUGUGAUUGCAGGGUGUUUUUCAGCCUUUGUGUCAGCUCCAGUUUUAGAGGGAGAGACUUGGCAGCUGUAUGCUCUCAGCAGCAGUGGAGGAAUGUGCGAAGUGUUCAUGUCCCAAAGGAAAACCAUCAUGGAGACAGACUUGAGAAGGAAACCGCUGUUCAUAAACUUUCCACGUGAGCAAUGUGACCAACCAUAACCAACCAAAAAAUAGGCUACAAAGUGAAGACAAGCUCCGAUGAAUGGACGGCAGGAUGUUUUCCGGUCAGGCUGGUCUGAAUUACAGCUUCAACCUGAGCGAUGACCGGGAGCUGGUGGACGCGCCGGCGGGCAGAGGGAAGCUCUCCCCGACGGGCUUCGUAGUGCUGUCCGUGGUGCUGGGCUUCAUCAUGACCUUUGGCUUCCUCAACAACUUCAUCGUGCUGCUUCUGUUUUGCAAAUUCAAGAAGCUGCGGACGCCGGUGAACAUGCUGCUGCUCAACAUCAGUGUGAGUGACAUGCUGGUGUGUGUCUUCGGCACCACGCUCAGUUUCGCCUCCAGUAUCCGGGGGAGGUGGCUGCUGGGGCGCAGCGGCUGCAGCUGGUACGGCUUCAUCAACUCCUGCUUCGGUAUUGUGUCACUGAUCUCUCUGGUGAUCCUCUCCUACGACCGCUACAGCACUCUGACUGUAUACAACAAGCGUGGACCAGACUAUCGCAAGCCCCUGCUGGCUGUCGGGGGCUCUUGGCUAUACUCCUUGUUCUGGACAGUGCCCCCUCUGCUGGGCUGGAGCAGCUACGGCAUAGAGGGGGCAGGAACCAGCUGCUCUGUGUCCUGGACGGUUCAGACGGCCCAGUCGCAUGCUUACAUCAUCUGCCUCUUCAUUUUCUGCCUGGGUCUACCCAUCAUAGUGAUGAUCUACUGCUACUCCAGGCUGUUAUGGGCAGUCAAACAGGUGGGUAAAAUCCGAAAGACUGCAGCCAGGAGGAGAGAGUUCCACAUACUGUUCAUGGUUCUGACCACAGCGGCCUGCUACAUGCUGUGCUGGAUGCCUUACGGUAUUGUGGCCAUGAUGGCGACGUUCGGCCCGCCCAACAUCAUUAGCCCAGUGGCCAGCGUGGUGCCAUCACUACUGGCCAAGAGCAGCACUGUCAUCAACCCUCUCAUCUACAUACUCAUGAACAAACAGUUCUACAGGUGUUUCCUGAUUCUGUUUCACUGCGAUCACUGGUCAGCGGAGAACGGCAACACCUCCAUGCCCUCCAAGACCACCGUAAUCCAGCUGAACCGCAGAGUCUACAGCAACACGGUAGCCUGCACCGCCCAGAUCUCCCCCGCCAACCAGUGUUGCAGCACCUCGGCCACCAAGCACACAACCCCCCCGAAGUCACUACCUGAGGCUGAAUUAACAACGUGACCAGACAGGAAACUCAAGUCGUGAUGAAGCAGUGAUUGCUCAGCUUCACAGCUACACUUACAAUGUGAACUGCCAUUGAAUGUGAACUAAAGCAUGAUGCAUUUAGAAAGUAAAUGUACGUUAUAUGUGAGUUUGUGUUUGUCCUUGAGCUUUUGACAUGUACAACACACAACAGAACUAAAUGUCUGGUGGCAUAGAUAUUUUAUAUGGCCAAAUGUAUGUGGACACCUGAACCUUUAUGCCAUUGUGGAACAUCUCAUUCCUAAACCAUGAAAAGCAGUUCGGCAGCAGCUACUAUAACAGUGUCCACGUAUCUGGGAAGAUUCUACAAGAUUUUGCUCCUAUUUGGCUGCAAAGCAAGUUCCAGCACUGAAGAUGGGUGAUAAUACCUUGCUCAGAUUCGGCUCCCAAUUCAUCCCAAAGGACGUUUCAAGGGUUUAGGUCAGAGCUCUCUGCACCGAGUCCCGAAAACCAUUUCUCUAAGAUUCUUGCCUUGUGAACAAGGGAUAUGUAAUGUAAAGGAUGCUCUCGGAAAAAUGCAAAAUAAUGUCUAAAAUAUUGUCGUGUGUACAAAAGAAAGACUGCAAACAAGACAAAAAGUACACAACAAUAUUCAGACAUCUACUUUUGGCCAUAUAGAGUGCUUAACCCUUGUUUAUAGGUCUAUCCAUCCAGGAAAUACUAUUGUUUAAAUAGUCAUUGUUUGAUCAAUUCCAAAUUGUAAUAAUUGAUAUUAAAAGGUUUAAUCAAUGUUGUUCAAAGCACAUUUUCUCUUAUUUACAAUGGAACCAAGGUGAAAAUGUUUUGGGAAAUAUCUUCAAAUCUGUAAGGGUGCUUUAACACCUGCCUUGUUUGGUUCGGUUCAAUCGGACACAAGUUCGUUUGCUGCCUAGGUGCGGUUCGUUUCGACAGGUGUGAACACAGCAAUCGCACUUGGGUGCACACCAAAACGAUGGGAUGGAAAUCUUCUUGAUGAGGUGGUCUCGGUGCGGUUACAAAAGAAUUAUUUAGGAAUAUUAAUGUGCACCUCCUCCUGUGCUGCCUUAAUAUGCACAUUCAGCACAUCCAAUGCAUCAAAACAUUGUUUUCUAGUUGGAGCCGCGCCUCGUUUUCAAACUGUAUGGUUUGACUAAAAUGAACAAUGACAGCAAUAUAGUCCACGAUGAGCAGCGCUAAAAUCAACCUGCGUAGUUGUCCCUCCAUUGUGACAUUAGAAAGUGUCACAUUUAUCUUGCAAGUGUACUCUUCUUCAGUGUUCCUGGAUUUUUCCCACAUGGAAAUUCUGACCAAUCAAGAGCAGCUUUCUUAAGCAAGGAAUUUAUCUGAUCCGCUUGUAAAUGCUGCCGUGAGAACACGAACCAACUCUAGGCAAUUAUACAACUUUGUAACAAAACUAGUCCCUGAUUCAGACCAAAGCAAGACAACUCUAGGUCUGAAAGCACCCUAAGUUUUAAGCAUUUUGUGGUUCAUCCCAACUCUUGUUUCUUGAGGAUUUCCAAACCAAGGUGCACACCAACUUCAGUGGGGUUAAUUUUAGAAUGACGACACCUUUCUUUACCAUUAAAAUGUAAUCACUACAAAAUCCGAUUAACUUACAAAUUAUAAUAUAUAAUAAUAUUUUUUAUGUGAAAUAUGAAAUACAGUUGUUUUUUUUCCAACCAUUUUUUCUACAAAGCAAAAACCCGGUGCCUAUUCUCUGUUGCCAUCCAGUCAGUUUGUCAUUGUGCUGCUGUAAAUGCCGAGGCUAGUCAGCCAUAGAGUCGUGCUUCUUCAGUGUGUCUUAAAUGGAUUGAUGUAUUCAUCAGUUAACUGCCGUCCUUUCCUUCUUCUUUACUUCAAGCCUCUGUGAUGCUCUGACUGUAAAAAAUUCUCACACUGAAUUCAUCUUUUAACUUGUAUGGGACUUUGCUCGGUUAUUUUAUUUAUUUUUACUUUUGUGAUAGUGUUUUCUCUUUAAUGUGGUUACUUUGUGUUAUUGCAUGAUUUUGUGGACUGUGUCCUUGUACAUUAAAUUCGAAAUUGAUCAGAAGUCAUGGAGAGACUGUUACUUAUGUUUCUAAGUAAAAGAACUUCACCCUCUCUGGGAGUGACUGGUCACACCCGUAGUCUCACUAGGGAGAGAGUGGAGGCUAUGGGAGGUUUCCAUCACGUUAAAGGAAGAGGAGCACAAGGAAGGGGCUAUGGGACGACUACAGGCUCAUACUUCAGAAGAGGCCACUUUGAGAUUGGAGAAAAGCAGCAACGUUUGACUUUGACGUCUCAAGUCCGACCAGCCAACGAAUAAUGGUGUGCACAGAGGACACUGUGCAGGCUGUGAUGCAACACACACAGAGCUAACCUAAAGAAUAAAAGCUUCUUGAAUGUGUGUUGAUCUGAGGUUGAGAGGGUCUCUCUUUAUAUUGUCCACUGCGUUCUAGACCAUAAAAAACAGAAUGCAGUACAGGGAAGUGGAACACACAGGCUGCUGAAAUUAAAUGUCCCUGAGAGAAAUGAGAAACAGGUAACGCACGUUUGAUACAAACUCGAAAUGCUUUUGCUUUGCUCUGAAACAGUGGCGGCUGAACUCACUGCAGAGUGGUCAUUUUAUUGUAUUUUAUUGUUGGUUUUAGUUAUUUUAAUAAAUGUCAUUGCUCUGGAAGAGGAUUACUGUGUUGCUGUAUU
This is a messenger RNA of Epinephelus fuscoguttatus (brown-marbled grouper), 4364 nucleotides long. RefSeq names its product teleost multiple tissue opsin 2b (gene tmtops2b). Gene Ontology annotation, biological process: visual perception; G protein-coupled receptor signaling pathway. Bases 549 to 1703 code for a protein of 384 amino acids. Gene Ontology annotation, cellular component: membrane; photoreceptor outer segment. The transcript has 4 exons. Gene Ontology annotation, molecular function: G protein-coupled receptor activity. NCBI's taxonomy places the organism in Eukaryota, Metazoa, Chordata, Actinopteri, Perciformes, Serranidae. The record is from RefSeq and is a predicted model, not a curated record.